This is a messenger RNA of Thalassophryne amazonica, 2923 nucleotides long. It is a transcript of the gene lratd2b, whose product is annotated as LRAT domain containing 2b. The transcript has 2 exons. NCBI's taxonomy places the organism in Eukaryota, Metazoa, Chordata, Actinopteri, Batrachoidiformes, Batrachoididae. The record is from RefSeq and is a predicted model, not a curated record. Bases 197 to 1000 code for a protein of 267 amino acids.
GUUUGGCUGUUUCUGCUUUGUACUUCAGUCCUCGCGCUCACAGGAAGAAGACGAUCUGUUUGUUUUCGCUAAUGGCACACAAAAGUUUUAUCCGGUGCUCGGACAUGGAUUGUGUUGGAUUUAGGUGAGAGACGCGCACACCCACGCGCCGAGAACAGGUGGGUCCUGUUUUUACCGUCAGCCGGUUUGCGCACAGAUGGGGAACCAGGUGGAGAAACUGACGCACUUAAACUACGCCGAAGUGCCGACCUCGGACCCCAACGGGCUCGACCCGAGUGACGACGGGCCACGGAUCGGAGUCUCCUACAUUUUCUCCAACGACGGCGGAGACGAGGACGAUCACGACGACGGCGUGCAGAACUUCAACCUGCCACACCACGACGACAAGCCCUUUGACCCCGAGGACGAGCUGCAGUCCGCGGUGUUCUACCGGGAGGAGUGCGUGUUCGAGCGCGCGGCCGGAGCCGCCACGCACUCCGCGGAAAGUCUCCUGAACAAGUGCAGACCGGGAGACCUGCUGGAGUUCGUAGCCAGCGGCCAGUACCCACACUGGGCCGUGUACGUGGGAGACUUCCAGGUGGUUCAUUUACAGCGCGCGGAGAUCAAAAACAACUUCCUCAGUGACGUCAGCCAGGGCAAAAAGGGCAGGAUAGUUAGCGCGCUCUACCGGUACCACGCGCUGCCGCCGGAGGUGAUCGUGCGUAACGCCUUGGAUCACGUCGGAACGCGGGACCGGGAGCUGUACUGGAGGAACUCUGAGUGCUUCGCCGCCUGGUGCCGCUUUGGCAAACGGGAGUUUAAAGUCGGAGGGGAGAUCCGGAUCGGAAAGCAGCCGUACAGGUUGAAACUGGUGUUCACGGACAAGAAGAACCACGUGCUGGAGUUCCAAAGCCUCGAGGACGUGAUCAUGGAGAGGAGGAGGAACGAUCAGAUCGGCAAGAAGGCUGUGAUGCAAGAGCUGGCAAACCAUCUGAAUGCAAGCAGUGACAUGAAUGAGUAGCAUUUUGUUAAUUGACAGUGACGUCAUCUGAUGAUGAUGUUUGGUUGGCUAAUUGCUUACUAAUUAACAGCUUCAGUCUAGAAACACAUCUACACAGGGUGAUUAAAAUCCAUUAUUUAUAUAGAAAUUUUGGAUUUUAAGUGACAAAAAUAUUCCAGAAUUUUCUGGGUUUGAAGUGUAAUAUUAUAGCUGACAUGGUCAUGUCAACAUGGAGCAUUUGAUUAUGAUUGGUCAUCAUAAAGGAAACUGUAACCACAGUUGGCCUAGGCAACCAUAUUGAUAAUGUUGCUAACAGAAGUUGACCUUAUGUUAGCCCAGAGUGUUAAUGUUAGUGUGACUUGUCCCUAGUCUGAAUUCCUCUAAAAUAGUGGAUCCUCAAACCUGGAAACAUUUUGGGAAUGGAAACAUUAUUUAUUAUGCAGAUAAAUGCAUUUUUAUGUCUAUAAUUAAAAGUUGUGUUGUUGAAGAUGUUUUAAAUGGAAUAAUAUAGUGCAGUUUUAAGAACGAUUUAUGUAGUAAUUGUUGAUUGGAAACAAAAUGAUUUCUCUGUGAAUCAUUGCACUAUAUUACCCCAUUUAAAACAUCUUCUACAUUACUUUUAAUUACAGACAGAAAUAUCAUAAAAUCCAUCAAUCUGCAUAAUAAGUACGUAUUGUUUUAGGAUCCACCUGCUACAACAGUGGUGAUAUUAGGCAGACAUGCCUUCCGCCUGUGACCACCAAAUGGUGCUGUAGCAAUGGGGAUGCCUUUGUUCCAUGACAAAUGUUGUAGCAUUCAGGGUUUUUCUUUAUUCUCUCUCUACUCGACAGACAAAAUAACUUGUCGCCCCUCAGUUUUGCCCAGCUUGUGCAAAAACUCUUUUUGCAGUGGUUUAGUAUUUUUGUAUAGUCUAUUUUUGCUAUAGUGGUUGGCAUGACUGCAUGUGCUAACCAUCGUUAGUCUUCUUCGGUGGUGCCUAUCUGUACAUAGCCAUAUUGAUAAUACACAACUCCUUCAUACAUAGGGCUUGUGAUUGGUCAGCCUGGGUCAUUUGCUUUUUGUUUUCUAUCCUUGCAUAGGGCUGAAAUUACAUUUUGAUGUGACAAUCAUAAAAACACUUUUUCUGGUUCCAAAAUGUUUCUAAUUAUUUGUUUAUCAUAUAUGUAUCUUUAUACUUGAAGUAGAAACCCUUAACAUGAGUGGGAUUCAAACUGUGGGCCUUUGGCGCAGUAGCCCAGCACCCUACCACAUAUACUGCAGCAUCUCACAUUCGGCAGUGGGUCACAGGUUGAAGUUAUCAUAGAUGCCACGUAUGGAUUUCUAUGGGAUCAACUUGAACUCAAACCAUGGCUACUUGCGGAUACAAUUUUUGUAUUAUCAGUACAGAUGUAAUUGAGUAUUAUCAAUACAGCUACAUAUGGGUAGCCACUUCUCUGUCUUUAAUCAGACUCAUCAUUAGCAAAAUGCUCCAGGUUGACAAAAUGAUGUCUGGUAUGAAGGGAGAUCAGGUGGUUUCUGAAAAACUUUAAUCAUUAGAUUUUUAAAGGGGCUUUUUUUUUAACCAUAUUUGACCUCUGACCUAAACUCACAAAUGAUGUCUUAAUUUAAUUAUCAAGCCAUCAGUCUGUAUUACCUGUGAUGAUAUUUUAAUGGCAUUUUGUGAGGAGUUGGUUCCACUGGUUAAGAAGAUAUUAAACUUUGAUGGAGAUUUAUACUUUGGUUAACAUUUUUGAACAACCUACCUUUAUGAUGUCACAAAGGUCUCUGUCUUCUUUGUUGUUGUCCACAUUGGCAUGAUGUUGUGGUUCUGUCUUUGCAAUAUAUUUACAUAUACGAGGUCUGUCAAUAAAGUAACAGACCAUUGGCUGGGAAAAAAAAACUGGCUUACCUGGAGGGUUGGAAACCUAAUCACCCUCGAAGUACUCUCCUUGGGACUCCACACAC